AAAGAAAAAGAGCCAAAGAAGAAAACCAAAAGUGCUCCAAAAAAGAAGAAAGAUUCAGGCACAGAUGAUGAUGAUGACGAUGAUGAAGACACCCCCAAAAAGAAGACAAAGAAAAAGACAACAAAGGACAGCUCUCCAUCCGCAAGUUCUGCCAAAGAGAAGAAAUCUAAAUCUAAAGAGGACAAAGAUUCUGAUGGGAAAGAAAAAAAGUCCAAGUCAAAGGAGAAGGACAAGGACAAGAAGAAAGAACCAGCUUCAAUGUUCCAGAUAAGCGGAGAAAAGGACUCAAAAAGCAAGAAGAAAGCUGCCAAAUCAGACAGCGAUGACAGUGAAGAGGAGACAAAGUCAAGCAAAUCAAAGAAGAAAUCCACCGCCAGCUCAGCAUCCAUGUUCCAAACAUCAGGAGACAAGGACAAAGACAAGAAGACAAAGAAGAAAGGAAAGGCAGAAGAGAGUGAUGAUUCUGAGUCAGAGAAAGAAGAAAAAUCAAAGAAGAAGAAAGGCAAAGGGAAGAAGAAAAAGGAGAGAUCGCCAUCACCUGAGAUUGAGUUUGACGACUUGGAGAAGUUCGUGAUGGAGCCGGCUCCCCAGGGCGUGACCAUCAAAUGCAGAGUGACUCGAGACCAGAGGGGGAUGGAUAAGAGCCUCUAUCCUCUGUAUUACCUGCACCUCGACAACGAGAAAAAGACGUUCCUGUUGGCCGGCAGGAAGCGGAAGAAAAGCGCGACUUCAAAUUACCUCAUCUCCAUUGACGCCACCGAUUUAUCGAGAGGUGGAGAGAAUUUUGUUGGAAAGCUGAGGUCCAAUUUAAUGGGGACCAAGUUCACCGUAUUUGACAAUGCUCUGAAUCCAGACCGAGCUCUUCCAGACAUGUCUAAUGCACGGCAGGAGCUAGCAGGCAUCAUCUAUGAAACAAAUGUCUUAGGGAUGAAAGGGCCCAGAAGGAUGACGGUUGUCAUUCCAGGGAUGAGCAAGGACAACGAGCGAGUUGCUCUCCGACCACGAAGCGAAUGCGACGGCUUGUUGAUAAGACACCAGAACAGAAGGAUGGAAAAUAUUAUCGAGCUCCACAACAAGACGCCCGUGUGGAACGAAGAAACGGCAUCUCAUGUGCUCAACUUCAACGGCAGGGUCACCCAGGCCUCCAUCAAGAACUUCCAGAUCGUCCACAGCAAAGACUUGGACUACAUCGUGAUGCAGUUUGGCCGAAUAGCUGAUGACAUCUUCACGCUGGACUUCAACUACCCGAUGUGCGCCGUGCAGGCGUUUGCCAUCGCGCUCUCCAGCUUUGAUGGCAAAAUCGCGUGUGAAUAACAGAAGCAUGCUCGUUUGUCCACCCACGCUGAAACCAGUAACACACCUACACACACAUCAGAGCAAAUCACGUCUUUGGACUCGCCCUCAACACUUCCUGUGAUGGACGCCGAUAACAAACGAUGGUUCCCUGAAUGUGACAAUACCCGCUGCUGCGCUGCCGCCUUUAUGGGCAUGUGAUUCACUCCGGGAGUAAAACAACUGGCCUCAUGUUAUCAUCUGAUCUUGCACGGCAUGGCACAGGAGAGUAUUUAAGUGAAAACGUCUGAAUGUCUGUCAAAGGACUCCAUUGACUGGAGGGUUGUGGAUUUUUUGAGGGGGGUGAUGGUGCACCUCGAUGAUGAAGGUGUUUUAAGAUCACCUACACUGUUUAAAGUUGUUAACCUGUGUUAUGUUUUGGAUCCGUUCGUGCUGUAUCGCUCAAAUAUGUCAUUAAUGUCUUGUGUCAGAUAUGACUGUGAAAUGCAAACACACCAAAAUUAAGUGAACAAGCAGAGUUACACUGUCAGAUAUUACCAGUCUAAAUAAACACACACCAAAUCACUGAUAGCUUUUACAGAAUACGGCUAAAAAAUAGCAAUUCAGUCUCAUAACAGCUGACUGUCCAUAGUUUAGUGGCACCUAAAUUCCAGGUGUCAGGCGUUGUUAGAGUAAUAGAAAGUGUAAUAUUUUGGACUAGCAGUGUCUUCAGUGUUCAAACAUGUCAUGUUUUGACAGAAUAUUCAGAUUAAGUUUGAUUUCCCUGCCCGUCUUAGAUGACUGGGUCUGAUUUGAGCUCCUGUAGGUUUUUCUAUCAUGUGCUGUUUGGUUCUCACAUUUUGUGAAAUUCAUUUAUUUUUCUGAACACUGCCUUUGUUGCAUUUCUAGGCUUAUUGUAUUAAUGUUAUUUCAUAAAGCAUGUGAAUUCAUUCGCUUGCAGUCAACAGUUAUUGUGCAAAUACAACUCAUUUAAUCUGUGACC
Molecule: messenger RNA, 2275 nt
Organism: Chelmon rostratus (copperband butterflyfish)
Lineage: Eukaryota; Metazoa; Chordata; Actinopteri; Chaetodontiformes; Chaetodontidae
Product: tubby-related protein 1-like
Exons: 11
Coding region: 259-1314 (351 amino acids)
Biological process (GO): protein localization to cilium
Cellular component (GO): cilium
Molecular function (GO): actin filament binding
Source: RefSeq, a predicted model, not a curated record